AACAGCAGAAGGCACUUGGGAAAUCUCACUUGUCUCUGGUCCAUCGCAAUACCCUUUGCUCGUGAUUCCUGUUGACGGCUGUCACCGUUUGACAAGAUGCCGCAGAUUAAGAAAAAGGGCACUUCCGGCCAGGCCAAAAAUUACAUUACAAGAACCCAGGCCGUCCGAAAGUUGCAAAUCUCCUUGCCCGACUUUAGAAGGCUAUGCAUUUUCAAGGGUAUUUAUCCUCGAGAGCCCCGCAAUAAGAAAAAGGCUGCGAAGAAUUCCACUCCUGCAACUACGUUUUACUAUACCAAGGAUAUCCAGUAUCUUCUCCAUGAGCCGCUUCUCCAAAAGUUCCGCGAUCACAAGGCCCUGUCAAAGAAGAUUUCCCGCGCUCUUGGCCGAGGCGAAGUUGGCGAUGCAGCUCGACUCGAAAAGACUCAGACUCCGCGCCUGACUUUGGACCAUGUCAUUAAGGAGCGGUAUCCGACUUUUGUUGAUGCGCUACGUGAUCUGGACGAUGCGCUCUCGAUGCUUUUCUUGUUCGCCAACCUCCCUUCGACCGCCGCCGUGCCUCCAAAGACGAUUGAGCGCUGCCAGAGACUUUGCCUGGAAUUUGAACAUUAUCUGAUCAUCAGUCACUCGCUGCGAAAGUCCUUCCUCUCCAUCAAGGGAAUCUACUACCAGGCAACAAUUCAGGGUCAGGAUGUUCUCUGGCUCGUACCUUACAAGUUUGUGCAGCGAAUCACCAGCGACGUUGAUUUCCGGAUCAUGGGUACCUUUAUUGAAUUCUAUACUACGCUCCUUGGUUUUGUCAACUUCCGCCUGUAUACUUCGCUUGGACUCGUAUAUCCUCCCAAGUUCAACGCCGCUAGUGAUGAGCAGGGUGGCGAGCUCGGCGCAUUUACCCUUGAGGGAAGGAAUGUGGGCUUUGGAUCCCAAGAGAUCGAAGCGUCGAUCGCGCCUGCUCAGAUCUCCAACGAGCCCGCGCCUGAAGUGCAAGCCAAGGUUGACAGCAUCGCUAAGGUUUCCGAACCCGAAGGCGAGGACGCUGUCGCGGAGACGCAAGACGGCGAAGAAGUCAGCGAUAAGAUUGACACUUUUGAAGCCGCCGCCCCAGAUGCCGACAUCCUCCCUCAACCGCAGUUCAGUGGCAACGAAGUGGCAACGCUCUUUGCUCCAUACACCAUCUACCUGUCCCGUGAAACACCGCGAGCCCCAUUAGAAUUUCUUCUCCGCUCCUUUGGGUGCAAGCGUAUUGGAUGGGACGCUGUUCUUGGAGACGGUGCUUUUACCAACAACGAAGCCGACACUUCCAUUACGCACCAGAUUGUUGAUAGGCCCGCGCUUCCGGCCGAUGCACUGCCCGCGGUUCCCGAGACGAAGGACGGCGAUGCUCAGCCUGGUGUGCGCCCGGGAAGCCGUGUUCCUGGUCGGACAUACAUUCAGCCUCAAUGGGUUUGGGAUUGCAUUAACGCCGGCAAGCUGCUUCGUCCUGAUAUUUACGCCCCUGGUGCAACGCUUCCCCCUCAUCUUAGCCCGUGGGUGCAGCAGAAGAAGGGCCAGUACGACCCCACCGCCCCACUUGCUGAGCAAGAGCGCGAAGGAGAGGCCGAGGAAGUCGAGGAGGAGUCAGAUGUCGAGGGCGAAGAGGAACAAGAGGCUGGCGUUGCCGAUGUCGACGACAAUGCGGCAGAGGAGGAGGCUUCUGAUGAGGAGAUGAACGAUCUUGGUGCCGCGGACGGUAUGCGCGUGGCAGGCAGCAGCGACGAGGAGUCUGACGAAGAGGAUGAGGAAGCGGGCGAUAACGAGUGGGCUGGCGUUGAAGAGCCUGAGGAGGAGGAUUCCGACGACGAGGACGAAGCCGAGAAAGCCCGGAAGCAACACCAGGCUGAGCUUGAGGCGGAAGCCGCCGGUCUCCCGUACAAUGCCAAUGAAAAUGGAAAGGGAAAGAAGGCAGGCAAGAAGCAACCCAGCGAAGCGAAGAAGCGCGCGACCAAGAAGCGCCGUGAGGAGGAGGAAGAGCUGGAGAGACAAAAGAUGAUGAUGUCUCGGAAGAAGAGAAAGGUCUUGGACAAGAUGAUCUACUCCAACCGCAAGCGUGACGAGGAGGCGGAAAAGUUGCGGAGCAAGAGAAGAAAGAUUGAAAAGGAGGCUGCUAAGAAGGCGACCAAGUGAGCUUGGUUGCCGGCUUUUGCGCCCUUUCAUUUUCCCUUCAUUUAUCAUAUUUUCGUACUCUUAACUUGACGCGAUCGACGCUUGCCUGGCUUGCACAUCAUUUUACUUUUCCUCUGCUUUGAAAAGAGUCGUUUCAGGCGUACCGGACGAAGUUAUUUCAUCGUCAAUUUGUAUAAGUGGCAGACAGACGCUACAACAUCAGGGAGGGUACCCUGUAGAUUAAGGGAUAGAAAAGCAUUUGGUUUAAUAUACUGCAU
Molecule: messenger RNA, 2417 nt
Organism: Xylona heveae TC161
Lineage: Eukaryota; Fungi; Ascomycota; Xylonomycetes; Xylonales; Xylonaceae
Exons: 3
Coding region: 97-2160 (687 amino acids)
Biological process (GO): ribosome biogenesis; maturation of LSU-rRNA from tricistronic rRNA transcript (SSU-rRNA, 5.8S rRNA, LSU-rRNA)
Cellular component (GO): nucleolus; PeBoW complex
Molecular function (GO): RNA binding
Source: RefSeq, a predicted model, not a curated record